AUGUCUCGCACACCAGUCUACUUUCUCUCCCACGGUGGCCCAAACAUCAUGGAAGACUUCUCCCACCCAGCCUACACAAAACUCCAAGAAAUCGGCAAAGAGAUAACUCAAGCUGUCAAACCCAAAGCCGUAGUCGUGUUUUCCGCUCACUGGCAAGCCUCUCCAACGACCAUCGAGGUCAAUACCGCCGAACUCACAGACCUCAUCUAUGAUUACUACGGUUUCCCGGACCACUACUAUAAAGUAAAGUAUCCCAAUGUUGGCAGCAAAGACAUUUCUGCUCGCGUUUUGGACGCAUUGAAGACGGCAGGGAUACAUGCAAAGGGUGUGAGCAGGGGGCUGGAUCAUGGUGUUNUUGCACCGUUUACUGUGGCUUUUGAUCCGAAGAGCAAUCCUUUGGGUGUGCCGUUGGUGCAGGUUUCUCUGUUUGACAGUGAUGAUGCAGAUCAGCAUUACAGACUUGGAGAGGCGAUGCAAGGGCUAAGGGAAGAGGGCAUAUUGGUAAUUGUGAGUGGCAUGGCGGUGCACAAUUUGAGGGAUAUGUGGAAGGCUAUGCAGCAACCAGCUCCUAUGCCUUAUAGUGUUAGUUUUGACGCUGCAUUGAAGGAAGCCGUGGAGCAAAAGGUAUGUUUGACCCCUCAAAUCCAUCUGAAGAGAUCACAAGCUGACAAUCAAUACAGCNCAGAGAACAGACAGAAGGCAAUGGCGGACUUGCUGCGUAGAAGUGAUGCCAGGAGGGCACAUCCGUCAUUCGAACAUUUGUUGCCCAUCCACAUUGGUGCCGGAGCUGCUGGAAGUGAUGGCGGAAAGCAGCUCUGGACCCUGCCUCAGGGUAGCAUGUCUUGGGCGCAGUUCAGAUUUGGAGACGUCGGCGACAUUACAGCUUGA
Molecule: messenger RNA, 888 nt
Organism: Aureobasidium vineae
Lineage: Eukaryota; Fungi; Ascomycota; Dothideomycetes; Dothideales; Saccotheciaceae
Source: the annotation of a GenBank genome assembly